Molecule: messenger RNA, 1312 nt
Organism: Fukomys damarensis (Damara mole-rat)
Lineage: Eukaryota; Metazoa; Chordata; Mammalia; Rodentia; Bathyergidae
Product: tumor necrosis factor receptor superfamily member 23-like
Exons: 8
Coding region: 443-1066 (207 amino acids)
Biological process (GO): TRAIL-activated apoptotic signaling pathway; positive regulation of apoptotic process
Cellular component (GO): plasma membrane; cell surface
Molecular function (GO): protein binding
Source: RefSeq, a predicted model, not a curated record
CAUAAAAAAAAAAAAACGGUGAGAAAGUCCAUUUGAAAAAGCGAAGAUGGAAGCUAAGGGAGAAACUAGCUCUGCAGAGAGAACUGAGACUGUACAAAAGUGACAAAUUAACAAGAAAAAUAAAAGUGCACCCCGGGGGACACAGGGUGGGUUAUCGUGAAGAGGCAUAAUAGCGACGGGUGGGGGGCGUGGUCCCGUCUCUUUAUUUCAUCCAAGGGGCGCGGGAACCGGGAGAACUUUCACAGGCGGGGUUCAGAGAUUCAUUUGGCCUGAGUAUAUGUGCUGCCAAGGAGCCCUGGCACGUAUCUUGGGAUCUUGUCAUUAACAAGCCCAGCUUCCUUUCUCAAAGUCGGAAGCAGGAGGGACAGGACUUGCGCUGAUUAACCCUGGCAGAGGCGGCACCUGGGAUUCUGGAACGGCACCACAGAUAAUCACCAUAGCCAUGUCAACUAAUAAGCAGAACCAACAGUUCCCUGGCCCCAGGUCCUGCAGUGAUGAUGAAUACAUGGAUGUUGGCCUUUGCUGCAAGAAGUGUCCUGCCGGAUACUAUGUCGAGGAGCCCUGUCGGAGACCCCACACCCAGGGAAAGUGUGUCCCAUGUGACCAAGGAACAUUCACAGCAUUUUCCAACGGCCUGAACUCUUGCCUCCUUUGUGACACCUGCCAUGAUGACCAGGAAAUGGUGGGGGAGUGCUCCCAGACCCGCAACCGGAAGUGUCAGUGCAAAGCAGGCUAUUUCUACCAGUACCCUGAGUCCUCUGAAUCCUGCAUGCCAUGUGACAAGUGUCCUGAGGGGAUUCCAGUCCUGUGGGAAUGCAACGCCACAUCAAAUAUAGCCUGUGGGGUGGCUGAUCCAAAGAAUAGCAACCGGCUAUAUUGGAUCGGUUAUAUCAUGAUCUCCAUCUGUGUCAUUCUAUUCAUAUGUGGACUCCUAUGCAAACGUCUAAAUUUGAUAAGAUCAAGAGGUCGCCCAGUUGCAGGGAAUGCCAAUGAGUCAGAGAACACGGAGUCUCAGAGUCUGACAGCAGUGUCACUGGGUGUGGCAGCAAGUUGUAAGUUGCUGUAACAAGUACUUCUUACAUUUGAUGAAGAGCGAAGAUGUGUUCUGCCUCCCAGGUUCCAAGGCCCCAGUCUGUGUGAUCAACCUAAGUGUGUGGUGAAGCUGGACAUUGUAGCAGAAGCACUUGGCAGAUCCUGGCAGGGAAGUGGAAGAGGAGUAGACUAUGUCCCAGAAUACUCUUCUAGAAUGUACUCUUUUUUUUUUGUACCGGGGAUUGAACUUGGGUCCUUGCGCUUGCAAGGCAGGCCACCG